Haemonchus placei is the source of this 270-nucleotide messenger RNA. Lineage: Eukaryota; Metazoa; Nematoda; Chromadorea; Rhabditida; Trichostrongylidae. The record is from the annotation of a GenBank genome assembly.
CGUUCUUUUUCCUUUUUCCUUCAUAGACUAUCCUGUAUUCUUUGCAUCUUCCCUAUAGUUUUGCGCCAUGACAAUAUUUAUACAAAUCAAGGCAGGUCAGUAAGCAGACGUGAGCCUCUUGUCAUCAGUUCCUUACAUCCAGACUUUUCAAUCAGAGUCAGAAUUUCAGGUCGAAGAAAAGGAACAAGAUCAGCGCUUAUGAACAGGCAAAACGAGUGUAUGAACGCAUACAGCAACAGAAAGCACAAGAAAAGGUUGCCCGUCAGAUAG